ACUUUUCUUUUGACAUUUACUUGUGCUAAACAUAUAAAAUACUCCACAAUAAUUUAAUUUAUUUAUGUUAAUUUAAAUACAUAUUUAAGAACUAUGCUCUUCAGUGUUUGAUAAAAUGUACAUUGCUAAUAUCGAGUUCAAAUUGUGACCGGCUUUUCUUCGUCAUUGAUGAAAUAUAAAAACAUCAAGAGGACAAAACUUUAGCAUUAUGGAUGAAAUGAAGAAAUCAAUUCUUGCACCAAGUAGCAACAGACGGGUGAACAAUGGAUAUCUUAAAUAUGCGAGUUUAGUCAUAUUAACGGUUCAGAAUGCUAUUCUGGGUCUCAGUAUGCGAUACGCCCGCACCCGGGAUGUGGAGAUGUUUUCCUCAGCAGCUGCUGUACUUUUAGCGGAGUUAGUAAAGUUUAUAAUCUGUACUGUUCUUGUGAUGCACGAGUCAGGCAGUAUUAAGGGCGGCGUCCAUUCAAUAUAUGCCACGGUGAUAUUAAACCUGGAAGACACUCUGCGAGUCUGUGUCCCAUCCUUCUUGUAUAUAGUCCAAAAUAAUCUACUUUAUGUCUCCGCGUCCAACUUGGAUGCUGCAACAUACCAGGUCACAUAUCAGUUAAAAAUAUUAACAACGGCAUUUUUUGCCGUAGUUGUAUUAAAACGGACUUUAAAAAGAUGGCAGUGGUGUGCUUUGGCAUUACUAGCCAGUGGCAUAGCGCUGGUCCAACUUUCGUCUGAUAAUGGAUCGGGAAAAGUGGGAACUACACACUUACCACAGCAAUCCCGGAUCCUAGGAUUCGGAGCUGCUUUAGCAGCUUGUUUUAUAUCAGGAUUUGCUGGUAUCUAUUUUGAGAAAGUAUUGAAAGAAUCAGACAUAUCAGUGUGGAUGAGAAACGUUCAGCUAAGUUUGCUGUCGCUACCAUUUGGAACAGUAACUUAUCUAAUAAACGAAGGCUCGUUGAACCACCUUCUCAAGGGUUUCGACGGAUUCGUCUGGUACUUGGUAAUAUUGCAAGCGGCGGGAGGGCUUAUAGUUGCCGUGGUUGUAAAAUACGCUGACAAUAUAUUAAAAGGCUUUGCCACUUCCGUAGCCAUAGUAAUAUCUUGUGUAGCAUCUAUGUACAUAUUUGAUUUCCACUUGACUGUGCAGUUUACGGUUGGUACUGUAUUAGUAAUUGCAUCUAUAUUCCUUUAUGGUUAUGUACCCAAGAAGAAAGCUGAAGUUCGGACUUCGCUGAGUGUUUAAUAAUUAAACUAAAUAAAAAAUAAAGCUCAUAGGUCAUAGGCCUUUGUGCUAAGAAAUUAAUACUGGAAUUAAUUUAGUUAAUAAUAAAUGCAACUAUGUUAUAUUUACUUAAUUAUUAAAG
This is a messenger RNA of Cydia splendana, 1355 nucleotides long. It is a transcript of the gene Ugalt, whose product is annotated as UDP-N-acetylglucosamine transporter. The record is from RefSeq and is a predicted model, not a curated record. Gene Ontology annotation, biological process: pyrimidine nucleotide-sugar transmembrane transport. Lineage: Eukaryota; Metazoa; Arthropoda; Insecta; Lepidoptera; Tortricidae. The transcript has 6 exons. Gene Ontology annotation, molecular function: UDP-galactose transmembrane transporter activity. The coding region runs from base 209 to 1234 and encodes 341 amino acids. Gene Ontology annotation, cellular component: Golgi membrane.